Molecule: messenger RNA, 5311 nt
Organism: Marmota monax (woodchuck)
Lineage: Eukaryota; Metazoa; Chordata; Mammalia; Rodentia; Sciuridae
Gene: Abcb7
Product: ATP binding cassette subfamily B member 7
Exons: 16
Coding region: 20-2278 (752 amino acids)
Biological process (GO): intracellular iron ion homeostasis; transmembrane transport
Cellular component (GO): mitochondrial inner membrane
Molecular function (GO): ABC-type transporter activity; ATP binding; ATP hydrolysis activity
Source: RefSeq, a predicted model, not a curated record
UCCUCUUUCCUCGCUCAAGAUGGCGCUGCUCGCGAUACAUUCUUGGCGUUGGGCAGCCGCGGCGGCUGCUUUCGAAAAGCGCCGGUAUUCCGCGAUUCUGAUCCGGUCUCUAGGCUCUGUUCGUCGCUCAGAUCCGCGGUGGCUGUCACAUCAUCGCGGCGCCUCAGGAAACGCUCGAAUCUACCAGGUCCCAGAGUCAUUAAGAAAUGCUACAUGGCAGAGAUGGGGAAGAGACAAUUCAAGACUGUUAUUAGAUGCUACAAAGGCUCUCCAGACAUGGCCACUGAUAGAAAAGAGGAAAUGUUGGCAUGGUCACGCUGGUGGAGGACUCCACACAGACCCUAAAGAAGGGUUAAAAGAUGUUGAUACUCGGAAAAUCAUAAAAGCAAUGCUUUCAUAUGUAUGGCCCAAAGACAGACCAGAUCUACGAGCUAGAGUUGCCAUUUCCUUAGGAUUUUUGGGUGGUGCAAAGGCCAUGAAUAUUGUGGUUCCCUUCAUGUUUAAAUAUGCUGUAGACAGCCUCAACCAGAUGUCGGGAAACAUGCUGAACCUGAGUGAUGCACCAAAUACAGUUGCAACCAUGGCAACAGCAGUUCUGAUUGGUUAUGGUGUAUCAAGAGCUGGAGCUGCCUUUUUUAAUGAAGUUCGAAAUGCAGUAUUUGGAAAAGUAGCCCAAAAUUCAAUUCGAAGAAUAGCCAAAAAUGUCUUUCUCCAUCUUCACAACCUGGAUCUGGGUUUCCACCUGAGCAGACAAACAGGAGCUUUAUCUAAGGCUAUUGACAGAGGGACAAGGGGUAUCAGUUUUGUCCUGAGUGCUUUGGUAUUUAAUCUUCUCCCCAUCAUGUUUGAAAUGACACUUGUCAGUAGUGUUUUGUAUUACAAAUGUGGUGCCCAGUUUGCAUUGGUAACUCUAGGAACACUUGGUGCAUACACAGCAUUCACAGUUGCAGUCACACGGUGGAGAACUAGAUUUAGAAUAGAAAUGAACAAAGCGGAUAAUGAUGCAGGUAAUGCUGCUAUAGACUCACUGCUGAAUUAUGAAACUGUGAAGUAUUUUAAUAAUGAAAAAUAUGAAGCACAGAGAUAUGAUGGAUUUUUGAAGACAUAUGAGACUGCUUCAUUGAAAAGUACCUCUACUCUGGCUAUGCUGAACUUUGGCCAAAGUGCUAUUUUCAGUGUUGGCUUAACAGCUAUAAUGGUGCUUGCCAGUCAGGGAAUUGUGGCAGGUACCCUUACUGUUGGAGAUCUAGUAAUGGUGAAUGGACUGCUUUUUCAGCUUUCAUUACCCCUUAACUUUCUGGGAACUGUAUAUAGAGAGACUAGACAAGCACUCAUAGAUAUGAACACCUUGUUUACUCUACUCAAGGUAGACACCCGAAUUAAAGACAAAGCGAUGGCAUCUCCCCUUCAGAUCACCCCACAGACAGCUACGGUGGCCUUUGAUAAUGUGCAUUUUGAAUAUAUUGAAGGACAGAAAGUCCUUAGUGGAGUAUCUUUUGAAGUCCCUGCAGGAAAGAAAGUGGCCAUUGUAGGAGGUAGUGGGUCAGGGAAAAGCACAAUAGUGAGGCUGUUGUUUCGCUUCUAUGAACCUCAAAAAGGUAGCAUUUAUCUUGCUGGUCAAAAUAUACAAGAUGUAAGCCUGGAAAGCCUUCGGAGGGCAGUGGGAGUAGUACCACAGGAUGCUGUCCUCUUCCAUAAUACUAUUUACUACAACCUUUUAUAUGGAAACAUCAAUGCUUCACCUGAGGAAGUAUAUGCAGUGGCAAAAUUAGCUGGACUUCAUGAUGCAAUUCUUCGAAUGCCACAUGGAUAUGACACCCAAGUAGGGGAACGAGGACUCAAGCUUUCAGGAGGAGAAAAGCAAAGAGUAGCAAUUGCAAGAGCCAUUUUGAAGGACCCCCCAAUCAUUGUCUAUGAUGAAGCCACUUCAUCAUUAGACUCAAUUACUGAAGAGACUAUUCUUGGUGCCAUGAGGGAUGUGGUCAGACAUAGAACUUCUGUUUUCAUUGCACAUAGAUUGUCAACAGUGGUUGAUGCAGAUGAAAUCAUUGUUUUGGACCAGGGAAAGGUAGCUGAACGUGGUACCCAUUAUGGCUUGCUUGCUAACUCUGGCAGUAUUUACUCAGAAAUGUGGCAUACUCAGAGCAGCCGUGUGCAGAACCAUGAUAACCUCAAAUGGGGUGCAAAGAAAGAAAACAUGUCCAAAGAGGAGGAAAGGAAGAAACUACAAGAAGAAAUUGUCAACAGUGUCAAAGGCUGUGGAAACUGUUCCUGCUAAGUCACAUGAGACUUUUUCUUUUCUUUCAUUUUGUUUUGCUUUGUUUUGGACUACACUUCAAGUACAAUUCUGCCCUGAAAGCAGAAAUGUUUAAAUUAAAACAAAAGUCAUACAUUCCCAUUUUCUAUAAUUAUUCUUUUAGAUAAGAUUUGUUGAAAGGGGGAUUUGAGUUACAUCUUUCCCAGUCUAUUUUGUGCUAUCUGUAUUUAACCAUGAAUUAUUUUCUUGUUACUGCCCUGGUUAUAGUCAUCACACAAUUUUUGUUACUUUGGCUUUACCCCAUUACCCUUUUGAGACCCAGUAUGCAUUUAACAUCCAUAACCAGAUGAAUCGGAUAAGUUUCCAAACUUUUGUAGUUUUUCAAGGCUCCUUUAUGCUGACAAUUUGACAAAAGACAACUUAGUGUCUUUUUCUCAAAAUUAAACAGACUAUAAUAUGAAUUUAUUGUUCUUCCUCAUUUUCCCUCCAAUUAAAAUACUUCAUUAAUGUGAAAAUUGGAUCUUAAACAUAAAGUAAGAGCUUUUCAGAAAUAGACAUGCAUUUAUGGUUUAAAUGUCUUACCUGAUAGAUAACUAUACUUACCUGUUUUAAGUAUUUCCAGCUAUGUACUUUUUGGAAGAAAACCUUAAUAUACAUGCAUAUACAUGACCUUUGGUAUGUAGGAAAGGAUUCCUAUAGAUGCAUGUGUGCGCACAUGAUGACAAAUAUUCAUUAGAUGACCAUCAUUCUUAUCUGUGUUGACAUUUCAGAAUUACUUUAUCAUAGGUAUUAUUUUACUUUUUUAGUAAUUUAAUGAGUUCCUUUAAGUCUGACAUGACAGUUAACCCAAACACUAAAUCAAUUUUUAACUGGGGGUAGGGGGAACAUGUUUUUCUUACUAGAAAUAAUUAUUAAAAUAAUUAUAUGUUUCACAUAGAAAGUUCCUCUCUUAAGCUGGGCAUGGUGGUACACACCUAUAGUACUAGCUACUUGGGAAGCUGAGGUAGUAAGAUUACUUGUGCCCAGAAGUUCAAGGUCAGCCUAGACAACAUAGCAAGACCCUAUCUCUUACAAUUAAUAAAGAAAAGAAAGUUCUCUCUUCUUCAGUAUGAAUUUGCUUUAAUUUGUUUGAUAGCAAUUAUUCAGUUUGAAAAACUGUUUCUCAUGAAUGGCUACAUAACCAUGUAUAAUAAGGUUUUAUUUCUCAGGAAAGUACUUAUUUUAUUGGUUUAUAGUUCUGAUGUGUUUUAAGUGAUAAUUUAGUAUGAGAGUGAUUAUUAUUUCUUCUUUUAUACUGUGGAUACUAUGGAUAAAUGUAAACUUAUCUACUUUAGGCUAUUUGAUAAGGAACCUGAGGCCAGUAUUUCAUAGUCAGUUUUUGAUACCAGAGUAAGUGAUGCAGGAUCUUGGGUUUUAAAGUUGAAAUGAACACUGAGUUGUGUAAUCAGUAGAUUGGCUUUCUGUGGGUUUUUUUUUUUUUUUUUUGGACAUUUUUUUACUCUGAAGCCAAAUAGCAAUAGCUAUUCUGAAAGUAAAAGAAGCCCUUCCUUUGAAUAAAUCAGCUACAUUACUGGAAAUGUGGUUUAGAAAUCUAGAGAGAAAUUUUUCAUCUCUGUUAAUUCUUUCUAUACAUUUCCAGUGAUGCUGGUGGAAAAGAUUUAGUGUAGUUGCAUAAACAAGCAGGUAAGAUUGAAGUAAUCAUUAGUAAUAAUUCCUUUCGAAGUGUGAAUAGCAGUGUCCAGAGCAAAUUAUUUUGUGAUAUGGGGAUGAUUUAGUCCAAGAGGGUAGGAAUAUUUUCAGGGUGGAGAUAAUUUCCCCACUAAAAGAUUGCUAAGCUAUUUUCUUUUCAUAUGAUUGCAGGUGGUCCCUAGGCCACUGUGGUCAUUAACCAGUAUUUUCAGUUAAUAAAAACUUAAAUUACCUGGAAAACACAAUUAUUAUAGAGGCCAUAACUAAGUCUUAAAGACAUUUCUCUUAAAACCACAUUAUAUUAAGGUUGUUCUAUACAGGGAAAUAAUAGACAGAUUAAGAUGAAAGAAAAGCUUCCUAGGAUGAUUCACUCAGAAAAUACCAAGAAAAAGGGUAUUUAAUUAUAAUGUACUAAUUUUACAUUGCAAUAUUACAUACUUACACAAAAGGAUAAUGUGGAUAAAUUUUUAAAUCAGCAUUGCAACAAUGCUUUUUUAAUGUGUUGGGAUGAAUAAGCUGCAGUUUUGAAGUUUGAGCUCUGAAAAAGGAAUAAGGUGAUAGGGCUUUAUUUCUUAUAUCCCUUUAUUUUAAAGACUGAAAAUUUUACAUUCUGAGGGAAUCCCAAUUUACAGAAAUUAACUUGAAACCAAGGUAAUUUGGGAUCAUAAAAACUGGGCCAGAUGCUUUACUGAAGGUUCUUAACAUGGAAAUAUCUUGGUGAGCAUAUGGACUCAUUUGGAAGUUUUUUGAACAGCUCAAGUGUAAGGGUCAUUUGUCAGAAUCAGAAAGAGGCCUUAGCUUUUGGACAUGAACAAGCCCAAGAUAUGCGUUUACUGUUCUUCUGCAGGGAUUUGCACCUUUUCUAUACCUUAAGAUGAAUACUUUGUGUUUCCCUUCGAUGUUGAUAAAACUUGGUUUGUGAAGAUGGCUAUUGUAAGAAUAUGUUUUGCUUUAAAGGCAAGAUAUUUAAAGAUUGUAUGAUUCCCUAUUUCUAGAUCACUUUGUCCAUACUGCCAUCUUGCUCCUCUCCUUCUUGCUGAAUAUGUCAGCACUUUUGUCAAUAUGUAUUCAUAUUUCUCUUACCUUGCAGCUUUAUUACAGACUAUUUUGUUGUGAACUAGUAAUUGAAAGCAUUUAAAUGUAUUUGCAGUUGCAGUUUUCUUAAAUUAUAGAAAGUUUCUUCUUUGAGUAUAUAGAUUCUGAAUGUAAAAUGUAUAAUACAUCACAAUAUUAAAUCAAAUAAGCUGGUUAAAACUGGUUAAGACAAAACAACUCAACCAAGGAAACCCUUACCACAGUUUUAUUGUUUAUAUCAACAUGUGUAGAAAAUCAUUACUAAAUAAACAUUGUCUUUGUGACUAGAAA